CGCACUGCCUUAAAAAAACAGAGAAAUAAGUUUCUCAUUCAAGUGUCAAGUGCAGCUUUAAUCUGGAGGUUAGGUGCGGCUGUGUGCCAUUGAAGCUGUGACAUCUACACAACAUCAACACUUGAUUGGAGGCAUGAAGAUCGCUUCAUUCAAUGUACGGAGGUUUGGACUUGCAAAAGUCUCAGAUCCAGAUGUCCUAUCAAUUCUGGUUAAGAUUGUGUCUCAAUACGACAUCAUAUUGAUUCUGGAGGUCGUGGAUCUAAGUGGAGAUUCUGUUAAACUGUUCUUGAAAGAACUGAACAGGGUCAACACAACCCAUCACUAUGCUCUACAGAUCAGUAGCCGCUUGGGAAGGAACAGAUACAAGGAGCAAUUUCUGUUUCUCUACAGGGAUGAUGUGGUCAGCUUGGUUGACUCCUAUCAAUAUGAAGACAACCAGGUGAACGACAUGGACGCUUUUGCAAGGGAGCCGUAUAUUCUCCACUUCAAACCACACAACACAGUGCUGAAGGAUGUGGUGCUGAUCCCGGUGCACACCAAACCAUCGGACUCAGAGAAAGAGCUGGACGAGCUGUACGAGGUCGUCCUGAUGGUCAAAGAUAAAUGGAAAACUGAUAACAUAAUGAUCCUGGGGGACUUCAAUGCAGAUGGUGCAUAUGUCACACAUAAAGAAAUGAAGGAGAUCCGUAUUCGCAGCAACAAGAAUUUCCACUGGCUGAUUGGUGAUGACAUGGACACCACUGCAAAUACAUCAAAUGAUCACACCUACGACAGGAUUGUUGUGUAUGGAGAAGACAUGCUGGCAGCCAUUGUGCCAAACUCAGCCAAGCCUUUUAAUUUCCACACAGAGUUUGAUAUGACAGAAGAAAUGGCCCUGAGAGUGAGCGAUCACUACCCUGUUGAGGUAGAAUUACGAAGCGCUCCUCCUUUCUGGAUGGCAAAGAGCAACCAAAGAUGCUCCAACGCUGAUACCCAGCAAGCAUCUGUUAACACAACUGUCACAGAGAGUUUACAGGUUGAUGUGCUGAAACUGCAGAAAGAAAACCUCCUGCUGCUACAAGAAAAACUUCAACUUCAGAUUUCCUUAUUAAAACACCGACUUGGCAAACUGGAACUGGAAGAAUGACCAGUAGAUCUCAAAUGCUUCUGGUUUUACUAAGCUAUUUUUGUGUUUCAUCAUCAUUUGUAUGUAGAACUGAUAUUGCAAAAUAAAUUAAUAAUGGUUUGGUCCCAUAA
Molecule: messenger RNA, 1236 nt
Organism: Seriola dumerili (greater amberjack)
Lineage: Eukaryota; Metazoa; Chordata; Actinopteri; Carangiformes; Carangidae
Product: deoxyribonuclease gamma-like
Exons: 10
Coding region: 134-1126 (330 amino acids)
Biological process (GO): DNA catabolic process
Cellular component (GO): nucleus
Molecular function (GO): DNA nuclease activity
Source: RefSeq, a predicted model, not a curated record